Messenger RNA from Ostertagia ostertagi, 1107 nucleotides. The record is from the annotation of a GenBank genome assembly. NCBI's taxonomy places the organism in Eukaryota, Metazoa, Nematoda, Chromadorea, Rhabditida, Trichostrongylidae.
AUGAACCACACAAUUAACGAGUUGAUACAUCCAGAUGAUCAGGAUAAAAUUCGGGAUCAACUGUGUGGAAGUGAAGUGGCAAUCAAUAAAGUGCUAGAUUUGAAAACAGGUACCGUGAAACGAGAGGGGGCAGCAUCGCGUGUUCACAUGACAUGCCGAAGAGGUUUCAUCUGUCGAAUGCGACUUGGUCCGUUGGAGCCGCUUCAUCGGUUACGGAAUCGACGACCGCUUUUCCAACAUGGAGGGCAUAAUUAUGUGGUUAUGCAUUGUACCGGUUAUAUAAAGAACACUCCGCCUACUGGUAUUGAUGCACCUUCUUCAUCAUGUCUAGUGGCCAUUGCUCGACUACAGGUAGCCUCCAUGCCAUUAUGUGAUCCAGCCGAGUUGACGAGGAUUUCAAUGCGAAUUGCCGACGACGGUAAAAUGACCUUCGUCGAUGCUCGGGUCUCUCAACUACUCGGUCUUACCCCUGAUCAACUUGUUGGGCGAUUUUGGUGGCAAGUGGUACAUCCAUCCGAUGAGCAAUCUUUGCACGAAUCGUUCAUGGCCAUGAUGACACGUGAUCAACCAAUGCGACUAAACUGCCGUAUUCGAUCGGCGAACGACUAUCGACCGUGUAGUAUCUCGGCGUACAAGUUCCUCAACCCGUUCAACGAUCAGUUCGAAUUCGUCGUCGCCACGCAUCACAUCCUCACCGGGGACGAGGAAGUCGUGGAUUCCGACCUCCACAGAACCCGGUCCUGCCUAUGUCCCUCCCGGUGCUGCGGACUACGCCACUCAGGAUUGGCGACCGCAACAAGAUGCUUCCCGAGAUGCGACCACCUGGAACGCUUGGGAUCCGCAAAACUAUCCGCCUCACUCGUAAAUACAAACCAGUCAUUCAGUUUCUCGUCCUCUUACUUUUAUUUAUUUCACGUGAUGCAUAUAUUAUCUAGCUCUUAUGUAAGGUUCAGCAUGGAGGUCGCACCAAAUCGAAGGACCACUGGACUGGAAAAUCGUGAUUUCCAUGGAGGUGCUGUUGCACUGGAACUACAUCACUUGUCGUCCAGCAGAAUCCCCGAAAAAGCGCCUGUAACGACGCCGCCUCCUACUACGAGCACCGAGUGA